Molecule: messenger RNA, 3438 nt
Organism: Panthera uncia (snow leopard)
Lineage: Eukaryota; Metazoa; Chordata; Mammalia; Carnivora; Felidae
Gene: SLC16A5
Product: solute carrier family 16 member 5
Exons: 4
Coding region: 1284-2642 (452 amino acids)
Biological process (GO): monocarboxylic acid transport; transmembrane transport
Cellular component (GO): membrane
Molecular function (GO): monocarboxylic acid transmembrane transporter activity
Source: RefSeq, a predicted model, not a curated record
GCGGUUCUCCGCCUGUCGGCGUCCUGCCUCCCCCAUCGCCCGCUGGCGGGGACGCAGGAAGCCGGGCGCGGCGGGAGUGGAGCCGCUUUUCUGCCGGGCCGCGCGAGCCGGUGAGCGGGCCCCCCGGGCCCCCCCUCCCCCGCACUGUCCCAAAGGUGCCCUCCCGCCGAGGUCCUCGUCAGCGCCGUCGCAGACCCGCCUCGCCGUGGGCGUCCCGGGCCCCUUCCCGCUUGUGGCGGGCUCUGGGUUGAGGAUCCAGGAAAGUCUUGUCCCAUUCCUGAGCUGCCCCAGCCUGGGAUGGCUGGGGACCCCCAUGCCUGAGGGGUCUCUCCCAAGCCGUUCCCAUCCUCCAGGGCCUAGGGGGCUGGGGGAGGCACCGGCACCGGCACCGGCACCACGCAAGGCCUGGCCUGAAAUCACGCGGGCGCUGCCUGGGCGUCCCAGACGCCCCACCCAGAGGAGAUCCGUCCUGGGGAGGGUGGGAAAGCAGAAUGGAAACGAGAGCCAGGACGGCAGGGACGGGGCCAGGCUGGGAAGAGCUCAUGAAGUCCCUGUGGCCUACCUAUCCCAUCCCCCACCCAGGCUGAGGUCAGCCGGCCCCUGAAUGUGGGGGAACCUUUGGAGGCAGAGAGAGGAGGAGGGUGACCUGCCCCAGUUCGAGGAGAUCUGGAACGCCCUGUUCCUUCCAUAGCCCCUGCCAAGUGCAGAGGUUUGAAGACUUGUCAGUCCCAACCUCAAGCUGGUUCUGGCAGCUCUUCUGUCCAGAGGAAGCCCUACCACUGCCACCCUGUGUCCUGGGCCCUGCCUCAUAUGGGGUCUGGGGAGGGAGGGAUCUUCAGGGACUGCUCUGGGGCUGGUGGUUCUUCCUUUAACCCUCACCGUGGGAAAGGAGCCAUCCCCUCCACUCAGCACACCAAGACCCUGCAAGAGAGCUUUGGCUCACUCCUGUGACCAUGCCUGCAAGCUUAGCGGGGCAGAGAGGGGAUUCUGAGGGCCUAGGGAGGGCUCUGGCGUCAGAUGGGAAGCCCUAAAAACAAACCAAGGUGUGUGUGCAAUGUGUGAAGGACAAGAAAUGCUAUUUGAAUUUGUGCCCUGCCCAUAAACCCAGCUCCCUGCCACUUGGGCGUGAAGGUAGUCUCACUCUGGGCUGGGGUUCCUGAGGGCUGAGGUGGGCAGCUCCUGUGAAAAGCUGCUCACUUCCAGUCCCAGGAAGUGAGAGUGAAGUGUCUCUAGCCGCAUUUCUUUCUUUGCCUCAACCACAAGCCAGGCAGUGAUCAUGAUUCAUGGUGCCCAGUACAAAGGAAAGACCACUUCCCUGCUGGGACAGAAUUGGAGCCAAAGCACCCAGCCCCAUCUCUGCUCUGCUCUGCUUGACUCUCCUGGAAUGGACCUGUCGGCCAGGAAGCCAGAUCACCCCUGGUCCUGGCCUUGCCUGCCUCCCAGGGAACACAGGACCCCUAUGCAGCAUCCUGGUGGGACGCUUUGGCUGCAGAGUGACGGUGAUGCUGGGGGGCGCACUGGCCAGCCUCGGCAUGGUGGCCAGCUCCUUCUGCCACACCCUUAGCCAGCUCUACCUCACGGCAGGAUUCAUCACAGGCCUGGGCAUGUGCUUCAGCUUCCAGUCGAGCAUCACGGUGCUGGGCUUCUACUUCUCCCGCCACCGGGCACUGGCCAACGCACUGGCUUCAGUGGGCGUCUCCCUGGGCAUCACGCUCUGGCCACUGCUCUCCCGCUACCUCCUGGAGAACCUGGGCUGGAGAGGCACUUUCCUCAUAUUCGGCGGGGUCCUUCUCCACUGCUGCGUCUGCGGGGCCAUCCUGAGGCCUGUGGCCACCAGCACGGCCCCUGAGACCAAAGAAGGCCCCCCUCCACCUUCCAAGACAUCUGCACCUGGCUGCCUGGCAGCCAUCCAGCGCCACCUGGCCUUCGACAUCCUGCGGCACAACACGGGCUACCGAGUGUUCACGCUGGGCGUUAUGUGGAUGAUCCUGGGCUUCCCGCUGCCUCACGUCUUCCUGGUGCCAUACGCCACGCGGCAUGGGGUGGACGAGCACAAGGCGGCCCUGCUCAUCUCCAUCAUCGGCUUCAGCAACAUCUUCCUACGGCCCGUGGCUGGGCUGCUGGCAGGCCGGCGGGACUUUGCUGGCCACCGGAAGUACCUGUUCAGCCUGGCAGCCCUGCUCAAUGGCCUCACCAACCUGGUGUGUGCAGCGUCGGCGGACUUCCGGGUGUUGGUGGUCUACUGCUUGGUGUACAGCGUGUCCAUGAGUGGCAUUGGUGCCCUCCUCUUCCAGGUGCUCAUGGACAUUGUGCCCAUGGAUCGGUUCUCCAGCGCCCUGGGCCUCUUCACCAUCCUGGAGAGCAUCUCCAUCCUUACCUCCCCGCCACUGGCUGGGCUCCUCCUCGACACCACCAACAACUUUAGCUACGUUUUCUACAUGUCAAGCUUCUUCCUCAUAUCAGCUGCCCUCUUCAUGGGUGGCAGCUUCUGUGUCCUGCAGAAGAAGGAGAGGCAAGGCAGGCCGGCCGAGGCCGAAGGAGCCGUCACAGAAGUUGCCUCAGAGCGAGGCCUCACAGUGGAGGACCCACGUGGUUCCGAGAAGCAGCUGUACACCGAGAUCACAUAUGUGACCAGCGUCUGAGCCCUGGGAUCGUGUGUGUGACCAGCGGCUGAACCCCAGGGUCUUGUGUGUGACCGGUGGCUGAGCCCUGAGGUCAGUGAGUGACCACUGCCUCAGCCUAGGGAUGUGAUGUCCAGCUGCCAGAGGCUGGGGUGAAGGGCUCACCAGGAAGCCUGAACCAAAAGCCAUCCAGGCUCUGUACAUUGGGACUCAGCCAGGAGCUGGGACCUUGGAGGCUGGCCUCCAAAGACUCAGGGUUCCUUCCAACCAGCAGAAUCCAGGAGCGGGUCCUCCUGACUUUUCCCCUUGGGUACCGGAGUGAGUCUAAACCCUCCUCGGCUCAGCUGGCUGCCCAGUAUUGCUGUUGCAAGUCAGCACACUAGACCCUCCAGUCUAGCUCAAUGUCUCUGAUGUGAUCUCUUUGUCCUUCUCCGGCCUCCAGACAGUUCCAAAGACCCCACCCCACCUCUGAGGCCCUCCUGCCUCAUUUCUUCUCAAGUGCCCCAGCCUUUGCCUUAGGGCUGCCCACAGCACAGGUUGCUGGGCCUCAUGCUUACUGGAACCUUGGGAAGAAGAACCUCGUGUGAGAAUGAGUUAUGGCCGGUGAUGGUGGAGGGCCAGGCUGAGGGGUUGGCCUGGAUGCAGGCUACGGACAGAUGAAAUGUUGGGUAGAAGAGCCAUCCUGGCGUCCCAGCCAAGAACUGGAGGGGAGCCCUUCCUUGGCUUGAGUCCUAGAAUCAGUGUGAGGAGUCCCUGCACACUGAGCAGGGCCUGCUCUAGGGUCUCCCUCCCUCCCUUGCCCUCCCCUCCCCCUGCC